AUGACAGGAAAGCUCCCUCCAAUUUCUCAAUUUCAAGCCCACCCAGCACCUGGUCUGAUGAUUCCACACCCUCCUAAUCAAUCCCGCUCUCAUGAGUCAACCCACUCUCGUAAGCUCUCCAGCAGCUUUUUUUCUCAGUCCCCGUCUCCUUCUCCAAGUCACUUACCUCUUCCUCAACUCCCUCUUCCUCCACAUGCCAGGCCUCUUCCUCCUCUCCAGAAGUAUGUAGAUUUUUCAGUUUUCUGCCCCAUCUGUUAUCCCACUGUGGCAUAUACCUGCCCUCCCCACUACCCUACCAUAAUACUCUACCUGCCCUGCUCUUCUGCCAUUCGCCACAAAUCAUUCAUUUGUCAAUGCCGUGGUCCCAGAACUCUUGCUGGUAACUCCCCUAUCGAUCACCCUGGCCCUCAUCGUAGUCCUCCUCGCCAAGGCUCUGGUCCCAGAACUCUUCCCCAUGACUCCCCUACCUGUCCCUCUACUCCUCCUCCUAGUCCUGCUUGCAGAUGUCGUCCCAGAGCUGUUUCCUGGGACUUCUCUACCUAUUCCCCCACCCCUCCUCCUUAGCCCUACUUCUUUCUAGUCCCCUGUCCUCUAGUCCCCAGCCCCCAGCCCCACCACCCCCAACUUGGCCCCAUGGCUCACACGUCUCAUCUUGGAGAUGCUUUCCCUGCUCCUGGAGCCA
Messenger RNA from Sapajus apella (tufted capuchin), 682 nucleotides. RefSeq names its product leucine-rich repeat extensin-like protein 5. The coding region runs from base 1 to 564 and encodes 187 amino acids. NCBI's taxonomy places the organism in Eukaryota, Metazoa, Chordata, Mammalia, Primates, Cebidae. The record is from RefSeq and is a predicted model, not a curated record. The transcript has a single exon.